AUGUUUUCAAAGAGUUUUAAAAAACCUGGAAAUAUUUUAACUUUAAUUUUGGUUAUUAACAUCGUUCAAUGUUCAGUUAGUGAGAAAGUUCCUGAUAAAAAUGAAACGACAACAUUGAGCACAACAUUAUCAACUGGAAUUGCCGAUGCCUUGGCAAACAUAUCAACGAAUGUAAAAGAAAAUGUGAAGAAUCAAGCUGAAAGUGAUUCAAAUGUCUUAAGUAGUGCUUUUGUUGGAGAUUUAGUUACAACAUCAAAACCGAAACCAACUGAAGCAUUCAUGAGAAACACAUCAGCUUUAGCACAUUUCGAUGGGGAAAUAACAGAAAGUUUUAUGAAGAAAAUCAAUCCACAUUGGUUGAAAUUUCCAGCACCGUCUCAAGGCGUGUUUUAUUUUCUUGCUUUCAUUUAUUUUAUUAUGACGCUUGUUGGACUCUCUGGAAAUGUUCUGGUCAUUUACAUCUAUUACAAUUAUUCAAAUCAAAUUUGUUUGAUCAUCUGUAGAUGUUCAUCUGUCAGAACACCAGCAAAUAACUUUAUUCUCAAUUUGGCUAUCAGUGAUUUUAUAAUAUUAUUGGAAGCUCCAAUAUUCAUUUAUAAUGCUUUGCAUUUCGGACCAGCCACGGGAGAACUUGCAAUAAUGACACUUUGCGUGAUAAGUCUUGAUCGAUAUAACGUCAUUGUCUAUCCAUUGAAUCCCUCAAGAUCAACAACUAACAUGAGGUCACGCAUUAUGAUUCUUUUCGUUUGGAUUUAUUCGCUUCCUUUUGCAUUUAUACCUUUCUUUGAGUUGUUUGGUGUAAGUGGAUACAUUCCAGAAGGAUAUUUAACAUGCUGCAGCUUUGAUUAUCUCAGCACAACAUCUGCGAACUAUUGGUUUAUCUUCUUUUAUGCAAUUAUUGCAUUCUUUGUGCCAUUAACCGUCAUUGCCUAUUGUUACUUCCACAUUCUGAAUGUUGUCUUAUCAGCAAAGAAAAUUCAAUCAAGUAAGGAGAAGAAUAAACAGGAAGUGAAGUUAGCUGUGAUAGUUAUGGGCAUUGUGGGAUUGUGGUGCUUUGCUUGGACUCCUUAUUGUGUGGUGUCUUUAGUAGGAAUAUUUGGGUACGGUGAUUCAAUAUCUCCUAUCGCAAGCAUGAUACCUGCAAUUAUGGCGAAGAUUGCAUGUUGUGGAGAUCCAUAUCUCUAUGCCGUAACUCAUCCACGUUUCCGUGCGGAAAUUGAGAAAAUGUUUUGUUCAUCUGAUGGAAAUUUUGCGUCUUCUUAUCGUGCAUCAAGAAAAAAAGAUAAAGUUGAAAGUGAAUGUGAAACUGUUCAGUUUGAAGAAGAUACGAAGAAAAAGCGACCACUGCAACGUGCAGAAAGUUCAGUUUGUGAAGAAUCAACAAUUGAUUAA
Messenger RNA from Clunio marinus, 1392 nucleotides. The record is from the annotation of a GenBank genome assembly. NCBI's taxonomy places the organism in Eukaryota, Metazoa, Arthropoda, Insecta, Diptera, Chironomidae.